This is a messenger RNA of Trachymyrmex septentrionalis, 2436 nucleotides long. RefSeq names its product serine hydroxymethyltransferase, cytosolic (gene Shmt). The transcript has 8 exons. Gene Ontology annotation, cellular component: cytosol; nucleus; cytoplasm. The coding region runs from base 623 to 2197 and encodes 524 amino acids. The record is from RefSeq and is a predicted model, not a curated record. Gene Ontology annotation, molecular function: pyridoxal phosphate binding; serine binding; glycine hydroxymethyltransferase activity. NCBI's taxonomy places the organism in Eukaryota, Metazoa, Arthropoda, Insecta, Hymenoptera, Formicidae. Gene Ontology annotation, biological process: purine nucleobase biosynthetic process; protein homotetramerization; tetrahydrofolate interconversion.
UGUCAGCCUCUCUCGUUUAUUGAAUACAUACGUCGCAGUCUGUAUGCACCAUCGAUCCGUGAGCGUACUUUAUAUAUCAAGCCACGUUGGUGAUCACUUAGCACUUAGGAGAGAUAACAUCUUUCUCCGAUGCUCAUUUCAUUGUGUUCUGAUCAUUUUCGUGUGCGUCGCGUCGAUAAAUAAAUGGCUAUUGUGCGUAAUCGAAGAAAAAAAAACCAGACAUCGCUUUAUUACAACAUCACGUUAUCAAAGUGUUACGUUAUCAGAAUAUAUGUAAUUUCUUCCAACUCCUCGUUCGUGAGUGUCUUUUGAACGGAAUUAUCGUCUGUCGAUACGCAUAUUUCGUAAUACUUCUAAUAAUAUUCUUUUGGUCUAAUUCUUUUUUUCUAAUUUCAAUCCAUGCAUUCUUUCCCUUUUCGUUAUAUUGUUUUUGAGCCAUUAGGUACGUGAAUUUCAGGAACUGUGUCGGAUCCAAUCUCGCAUAAGAUAGAGACGUCUAUUUCACAUGUAGACAUAUCAGACGAUUCUAGCCGACUCUGAUCGACUCUAACCGUUACCGGCGGCUACCCAUCACGUACGAAGGCGCAACACUUGCACAUAUACGACGCGCGCGCGCGCGAAGAUGGCCGGGAAUUGGUCAAGUUUAAAUCGGCGCGGUUUUCAAUUGGUCGAAAACCUGUUACGCGCCCGGAGCUCACAUAUAAAGGGCUUUGUAAAUCAAAGACGCCUCGCAGACGCUGGUAAUCUUUCAUAUAGUCGAGGUUAUCAUCUUUCUACCAUCUGUUGCAUUCCGAAACGAAGCAUGGCAGCGAUACUCAAUAAAAGCAUUUGGGAGAGCGAUCCCGAGCUUUUCGAUUUGAUAAAGAAGGAGAAGAUACGGCAGGAAUCUGGGCUGGAACUGAUAGCGAGUGAAAAUUUCACGUCUCUCAGUGUAUUGCAGUGUAUGAGUUCGUGUUUACAUAAUAAGUACAGUGAAGGACUGCCUGGUCAAAGAUACUACGGUGGAAAUGAAUUCAUCGAUGAAAUCGAAUUGCUGGCGCAGAAACGUGCCUUAGAAGCCUUUAAUUUAGAUCCUGAGCAAUGGGGUUGCAACGUACAACCCUAUUCGGGAAGUCCAGCGAAUUUUGCAGUGUACACCGGCCUAUUGGAGCCUCACCAACGUAUAAUGGGCUUAGAUUUACCCGAUGGUGGCCAUCUUACUCACGGUUUCUUCACGCCAAACAAGAAAAUCUCCGCUACGUCCAUCUUCUUCGAAUCGAUGCCGUACAAAGUUGAUCCUGUGAGUGGCUUGAUCGACUACGACGAACUCGCCAAACAUGCCAGAUUAUUUAAGCCGAAAGUCAUCAUCGCUGGAGUCUCCUGCUACAGUAGAUGUCUGAACUACAAACGUUUCCGUGAAAUUGCUGACGAGAAUAACGCUUAUCUUUUUAGCGACAUGGCUCACGUCUCCGGAUUGGUCGCCGCCGGAUUAAUACCCAGUCCUUUCGAAUUUAGUGACGUUGUUUCGACAACUACACAUAAAACCUUACGAGGGCCGCGUGCUGGCGUUAUUUUCUUCCGAAAAGGCGUCCGAAGCGUCACGAAGGACGGCAAGAAGAUUAUGUAUGACAUAGAGGAUAAAAUUAAUCAAGCAGUUUUUCCGGGUCUUCAAGGUGGUCCCCACAAUCAUGCUAUCGCUGGUAUAGCUACAGCUAUGAAACAAGUGAAAACACCGGAAUUCCUCGAGUAUCAGAAACAAAUAGUGAUUAACGCGAAGAGAUUGUGUGCCGGUUUGCAAGAGCGUGGUUAUAAAAUCAGUACCAAUGGCACGGAUAUACAUUUGGUGUUGGUAGAUCUACGAUCCUCGGGGAUAACUGGCUCGAAAGCAGAAAAGAUUUUGGAAGACAUUUCUAUCGCCUGUAAUAAAAAUACUGUUCCCGGUGACAAAAGUGCAUUUAAUCCUAGUGGUAUCCGUUUAGGAACACCUGCAGUCACCACUCGCGGGUUAAUCGAGAAGGACAUCGAUAAAGUUGUGGACUUUAUAGACAGAGGAUUGAAACUUUCUAAGGAAGUGACUGCUAUCUCCGGACCGAAACUAGUUGAUUUCAAGAGAGUAUUAAGUACCGAUGAAAAUAUUAAAACAAAAAUUGCAGAUCUAAAAAAAGAAGUGGAAAUUUUCUCCAUGCAAUUUUCGAUCCCUGGUUACGAAACUUAUUAAGCAUUAUGAAACAUACAAGUUCAACAGUUCAAUUAAAAAACUGUGGCAACCGGCCUCGGUCUCCUCGCCGAUAGAAAGACAUGGUAGAGUUACAUUAACUGAUAAAUAAGAAAAAUUACAUCACAGAAAAAUAUAAAGAACGCAGUAUUUCGCUUGUAAAGUGAACCUCUAAAAUUGGACUUUAGAGUGAAAAUAAAUAAAAUAUGUUUUUAACAGUACAAUUUCAUUUAAAAAUUAAU